Paramecium sonneborni is the source of this 417-nucleotide messenger RNA. NCBI's taxonomy places the organism in Eukaryota, Ciliophora, Oligohymenophorea, Peniculida, Parameciidae. The record is from the annotation of a GenBank genome assembly.
AUGAAUAUAGGAUAAAUAUAUACCUUCAUUUCCUAAUAAGUUAUAUUUAUAUGGUUAUUGGUGUUUGUCACUCCACUUUACAUAUUUAUUGCAAGUAUUUUAGCAAAGGGAAUUCAAUUGUUAUACAAGAUGUCAAUAAAUAGAGAAUCUAUUAUUUAUACUUAUAUUGGUGAUUUAAGUUGGCUAUUUCCAUUCAAGGUAUGUCUAAUCAUUUAAUAAUAAUUAGUAAAAUGAAUAAGAAUUUAAACUGAUACACACAAUGUUUUUAGCAAUAUUGAUUGCAAUAGCAUCUUUAAUAAUACUUGGAGGAGUAUUGAUGCUCAACUUAUUAGAGUAAAAAAAAAUGUAGUAAGAUAAGAUAGAAUAAAAAUAAAGAUAAAAAAUAGAAAAGAGAGAGAAUAAAUGAAUAUAUGGUAG